AUGCCCAUCAAACCUCUCACAUUCAAGGGUGACAAGAAGCCCAAGAAGCGCAAGCACCGUCACGACGAAGAUGUCGACGACGCCCAGAACGCCGGCGGCCAACCGGCGGUCGAUCCCUCCGACGAUGACUCCUGGACCACCCCCGACGAGCCCAGCGACCUCUCCGGCCCCGUCGUGCUUGUUCUCCCCACCACUCCCCCCACUGCUCUCGCCGCCGACGCGCACGGCAACGUCUUUGCCUCGCCCCUAGAAAAUAUCGUCGAGGGCGUGGCUGAAACCGUAGAGCCUCAUGACGUGCGACAGGUCUGGGUCGCGAGUUCCGUGGCGGGUUUGUCAAAGGGAGAAUUGAGCUUCAAGGGUAGCCAUGGCGGGUAUCUGAGCUGUGACUCGGUGGGCGUGCUGGGUGCGAAAAGAGAGGCCAGAGGCGUCGAGGAGGGAUUCGUAGCAGAGAUCGUGAAUAACGCUGCAGAUGGCAAAACGAGAUGGCGGCUGCGGACGGCGGCGUCAAAGUCCGAAGACGGGGACAAAGGCAGGCGAUAUCUAUGCGCCGUCACAGAGGUGAAGCAGAGUAAUGCAAAAUCAAUCAACAUUUCACUUCGUGGAGACGGCGAGGCUUCAUCGGAAUCGACCCAUCUCGUCUUCAAAAUGCAAGCCCGCUUCAAACCACGACUGCAGCAGAAUAAAGAGACAAAAGCAAAGGAAAAGGUCAGCCGGAGGGAGCUCGAACAAGCGGUCGGGCGAAGACUGGAGGAGCACGAAGUGAAGCGCUUGAAAAAGGCUAAGAAGGAAGGGAAUUUCUACGAGGAGGUCCUGGACGUCAGAGUCAAAGGGAAACAUGAUAAGUUUGCCAGUUGA
This is a messenger RNA of Fonsecaea pedrosoi CBS 271.37, 855 nucleotides long. RefSeq lists its product as uncharacterized. Bases 1 to 855 code for a protein of 284 amino acids. Lineage: Eukaryota; Fungi; Ascomycota; Eurotiomycetes; Chaetothyriales; Herpotrichiellaceae. The transcript has a single exon. Gene Ontology annotation, molecular function: actin filament binding. Gene Ontology annotation, cellular component: nucleolus; catalytic step 2 spliceosome; striated muscle dense body. The record is from RefSeq and is a predicted model, not a curated record.